Nicotiana tabacum (common tobacco) is the source of this 2435-nucleotide messenger RNA. The record is from RefSeq and is a predicted model, not a curated record. Lineage: Eukaryota; Viridiplantae; Streptophyta; Magnoliopsida; Solanales; Solanaceae.
UUUCUCUUUCUUCCUUAAGUUCCAAGAGUUUCCCUUUAACGGCAAUCAUUGAAAACAUAAAUAUAGCUGUUCCGCUCACUAACCCUACUUUAUACUAAAAAUAUCUACACUAUAUUUAUACAUAUCAAAAGGACAACAUAAAUCUCGACUUUAGAUGGAUUUGAAGAUUCAAGAUCAUGAGAAAUUAAUCUCAAUCAAAGUUGAAGUUGAAUCAUUAUCAUUAGAAACUAAUGAUUCCAUUUCUAAGGAAGAAAAACACUAUAUAGGCGUCCGAAAACGGCCAUGGGGAAAAUUUGCAGCUGAAAUUAGGGAUUCAACAAGGAAUGGUAGAAGGGUUUGGCUUGGAACUUUUGAUACUGCUAAAGAAGCUGCUUUGACUUAUGAUCAAGCCGCGUUUUGCAUGAGAGGUCCUUCAACUUCUUUGAAUUUCCCCGUGGAAAAAGUGCGCGAUUCGCUACAAAAAAUGGAAUGUAAUAACCUAAAAGAUGGAUUGUUGUCACCAGCAGCAGCCCUAAAAGAGAAACACAAGAAGAGAAAUAGUAGUAAUUCAAGAAAGAAGCAAGUGAAUAUUAUUAAAGAAGAAGAGAAUGUGUUUAUAUUUGAAGAUUUAGGUCCUGAUCUAUUAGAUGAACUCUUAUCUGAGUAUUCCUCUUGUUCAAAUUAGUCUACUAUUUUCACAUCUGUAAGUAAAUCUUGUACUUCUCCUUUGUUCAUGGUUUAAUUUACCAUUCUUUUUAUUUGGUUCUCGUCUUCUAGCCAAUGUUUCUUUAGCUGAGGGUCUAUCGGAAACAGUUUCUCUGCCCGUUCAGAAUAGGAGUGCGUACUUCUCACUCUCCCCACACCCCACUUGUGAGAAUAAACUGGGCCGUUGUUUUUGUUGUUGUUUCUUGCCAAUAUACUGUUUCCCUCUUUUAAUUGAAAGGAUCCAAGAUCCUAUAAUUCACUCUCUUUCAAACUUGUUUGGUACCCUAGACUAGAACUUAGUUCAGAGGCGUAUAUAGCAUAUAAUCAAUGGAUUUAACUGAGUUCAAUGUUUUGACAAAUAGCAUAGAUAUAUUCGUAAAAAAUCACUAAACUUUCAACAAAAAUUAAAUUCCGAACCCAUGAUUGUAAAAGUGUAAUGGAUUCAAUAUCAAAAACCUAAAGGUCGAACAAAUUUAAAAUUUAUAUGUUGGAUCCGCUUGUGCAGUCAGUAUUGCUGUUUCUUUCUGUUGCCUGUUUAUCAAAUAUGAUGUGUUAAAUUUAUCAGAAAGAAAAAGAAAAAGAAAAAAAAAACACUUCAUUUUCCAUUAAAAGUUUGACAUCUAACUGUUGUGUGAUAAAAAUUUAGAAAUAUUAUUAUUACAUGUAAAAGGUUGUGGUCUGUAGGAAUUUGGAAGUCACUAUCUUCUACUUUAACAUUGAGGCUCCCACAUACUCAAGUAUUUCAACCACACAAAAAUUAUUAUGUUGAUUCAUUUUUAGAUUGUCAAGUGGCUGAUCAAUGUAUCUAUGUAUCAAACUAUUUAAAGCUGAAAUUGGUAUUGGAUUAUUGCUAAUUUCAUAAAUUUAGUCAUGAGCUAUGCAUCUUUUUCUUUGGCAUUCUAAUUAGUACUUCAAUUUAUUUGGUAUUGUUUUGAGCACUUAAUUGAUUUAUGCGUUUAAUUGAUUCAAUAUAUGAACUCAGUUCAAGGAUAGAGGAUUCCAAUCACAAUCCGAGAUUGUGUGUUAAGUAUCCCACGUUGGUGGAGGAAAUGAGUUGUUAUCUUCUUUUAUAGUGUUGGAGUUAUGUUAGACUUAAUGUUCGUUUGUUAUUAUAGUAUCGGUUGGGCGUACGAACAAAGUCUCAUAUUGGUGGCAGAGAAGAUUAGUAUGUACCUACGUAUAAUACGUAGGGAUGCCUUUAAUGGUGUGAGGUUUCAGUAAGGCCUUGCGGGAAAACUAUAUGAACUUGGCCUGGAGCGGACAAUAUUACACCGUUUUAAAAGUAUCUUUGGUUUGGUUGAGCCAACCCGUGCCACAGUUAGACUCAUUCCUACUUUUUGGUUUACUCGGCGUUGAGUUUCUAUGCUAUGUUAUCCACGUUCCAGAUGUAAAAUAGCUUACAUUGGUGGAGGAAAUGAGACUUUGAGGGUUGAGUUAAGCCCAGUAUGCAUUUCUUAUCGGUAUAGAAUGCUAUUAUCCUUUGACAGUGAUUUCAAAUAAAAUCCAAUAAUUUGGUGAAAGUAUGAGAAGUUUUGGUGAAUCUUUUGCUUUUAGGUAGAAAUUGAUUAUCUCUAUGCUUUUUGUGAGCCGAGUGUCUAUCGGAAACAGUCUAUCUACCUUUACAAGGUAGGGGUAAGGCUGCGUGCACAGUUUCUUUUUCAAACCACACUUGUAGAAUUACAGUGGGUUUUUUGUUGUUAUUUUUUCUUCUCUAUUGUGUUUUAAACUUUCAUGUUUUGUCACUCUAUCUU